This is a messenger RNA of Arachis duranensis, 1413 nucleotides long. Its product is annotated as zinc finger BED domain-containing protein RICESLEEPER 2-like. NCBI's taxonomy places the organism in Eukaryota, Viridiplantae, Streptophyta, Magnoliopsida, Fabales, Fabaceae. Bases 1 to 1413 code for a protein of 470 amino acids. Gene Ontology annotation, molecular function: DNA binding. The record is from RefSeq and is a predicted model, not a curated record. The transcript has a single exon.
AUGGCUGAAUCUGUAACUCCAAGUAAUCCAUUGGCCAAUUCUAUUUCUUUAAAUGGAGAAGAAAUUAAUCAGUCAGUACCAACAAUACCAACAACAGACACUGGCAUUGUACCAACACACACAACAACUAUUACAAAUCAACCAGUCACGGAUGAAAAUGGUAGUAAUGAAACUGUUGUUACAAAAAAAAGGAAGAAGACUUCACCAAUUUGGGAUGAUUUUGAUCAAGUUGAAAGUUCUGAAGGUACAAAAGCUAUUUGCAAGUAUUGCAAAUCAGACAUGUGGAGAUCAAGCCAUCAAAUUGUUGAAUAUAUGGUUAUCACAGGUCACUUUAUUGAUGCAGGAUGGAAUCUUCAAAAAAGGGUUUUGAGUUUUGUUCAGGUACCUGCUCCUAGACGUGGCAUUGAUGUUGCUGAUGCUAUUUUCAAGUGUUUGAAGACUUGGGGAAUUGAAAAUAAAGUCUUUUCAGUAUCUGUUGACAAUGCUUCCUAUAAUGAUUCAUGUCUGAGGGCUCUUAAGGAUACUAUUUCAGAUAACAACUCAUUACCUGUUGGUGGUAGUUUGUUUCAUGUUAGGUGCUGUGCACACAUUCUGAAUUUGUUGGUACAAGAUGGGCUAGGUAAAAUUAAAGGUAUUAUUCAUAAAGUUCGUGAGAGUGUCAAGUAUGUCAAUUUUAAUGAUUCAAGAUUUAAAACAUUUGUUGAGAUUGCUGAAAACAAGCGUUUGAAGGAGAAAAAACUCAUAAUUGAUUGUCCCACAAGAUGGAAUUCUACUUACAACAUGUUAUCUGUGGCUUUGAAGUUUAAAUCAGUGUUUCCUGUGUAUAAGGAAAGAGAACCUCACUACAAUUACGAACCAUCAUCAGAGGAUUGGAGAAAAGUUGAGAAGAUUUGCAAAUUUUUAAAAGUUUUUAAUCUUGCUACUCAUGUCAUUUCUGGUAGUGAGUAUCCUACUGCAAACUUGUACCUUCCUGAAGUUUGGAGAGUGAAACAAGUAAUUGAUGAUGCUAUUGAAGAUAGAGAUUCCUUCAUGAGAGAAAUGGCAACCUCAAUGAAAGAAAAGUUUGACAAAUAUUGGGGAGAAUGCAAUAUGGUAAUGUCUCUUGCUUGUGUUUUGGAUCCUAGGUGCAAAUUACAUGUUAUUAAAUUCUGUUUUCCUUUAAUUUACAAACCUGAGCAUGUGGCUGCUGAAAAUAUUGAAAAAGUGAAGAAUACAUUACAAGAAAUGUAUGAUGAAUAUGCUGAAAAAUAUCAUGGUGAGACAAUAAUAAGUGGAGUUAACACUAAUAGUCUAGUUGCUUCUUCUAAUGUGGUUAGUUCUGAAAUUAGUGGAAUUGAUGAAAUGUUGAAUAUGGUUCGAGAAAAAAGAAGCCAUUCAUCCAACAAAAUCAGAAUUAGAAGUUUAUCUUUAUGA